Aspergillus piperis CBS 112811 is the source of this 350-nucleotide messenger RNA. RefSeq lists its product as uncharacterized. The coding region runs from base 72 to 236 and encodes 54 amino acids. The record is from RefSeq and is a predicted model, not a curated record. The transcript has a single exon. NCBI's taxonomy places the organism in Eukaryota, Fungi, Ascomycota, Eurotiomycetes, Eurotiales, Aspergillaceae.
GGCAAGAUCAUCUUCAUGUAGGUAUUGACUAUUUAGGGCGUUUCGUUCGAAGGACUAUAUGAAGGACUAUAAUGUCUCUCCCAAUGAAGCAUUUAUAUACACUUCUUGCAUGGCCGAUGCAUACAAAGUGCUGCAAAACGGAUAGAGUAUUGUACGAUACGUGCGUCCUACUAGAUUUACAGAAGCGUUUCUGGAAGAGAAUGGAGGAAAGCCAAAGAGAAGCUGUGUACAAAUAAACACGACCGCUUUCCAGCAGACCCCUAAGCAUUGGCUUUGCGUGAAGUGAUAUCAGCACACUCCUGCGCACAUUUCUUAAUGUGUGACGACUCGAUGCUUAGCCAUCGCAUGGG